GUGCUGGACUUGUGUGUGAGCUUUGAUUGAUGUUUCGAAGCUGUUUGUGGAAACUUCACAAGAUGCUGUGUAUAUGAACUCUGUACCGGCUCCACUCUGCACCAGUGAACCGCAACAUCUCAGAGGAAGGAACACGAGCCUGCAAGGUUGAAGAUAAGCCAAUCCUUGUCUCUUCACACAGGGCACUGUGCCACGCAGCCAGACGAGAUGGUAACAUUUGAUAAUGUUUUAAGGGACAUCGGAGAGUUUGGAAGAUGUCAGAAGUGGAUUGCCCUGCUUUUGUCUUUGUGUGGGCUGACUUUUUCAUUCCUGACGGCUGUAUUUGUUUUUCUGGGAGUGAUUCCAAACCACUGGUGCCGGGUCCCACCUGCCCUUGUGGGACUUCGAGAAAAGUGUGGGUGGUCUCUGGAAGAGGAGAGAAAUUACACGGUGCCUCCGGAAAAGCCUGGGAGCUCCUCAUAUAGUCAGUGUGAAAGUUACGAUAUAGACUGGAAUCUGACUUCACUCAGCUGCGAAUAUCCAGAGGCAUUAAUCGCGAACAGUUCUGGCGAGGCACUCCGCACAGCUUGUAGGGACGGCUGGUUUUUUGACAGUUCACGUACAACAAUCGUAAGCGAGUAUGAGCUCGUAUGCAAUGAUGCCUGGAAAGUGGAUAUGUCCCAAGGCUGUAUUCAAAUCGGCUUUUUCCUUGGAGUACUAAUCACAGGCUAUGCUGCGGAUAGGUUUGGUCGCAAGCUUUGCUUACUGACCUGUCUGGGCGGUACAGGAGUUGCUGGGAUUUUUGUCGCCAUUGCACCAAUUUAUCCGGUGUUUGUGAUUUUCCGAAUCCUGCAGGGCUUGUUUGGAAGGGGGAUAUCUGUCAUCAUUGCCGUCACUGCCACAGAAAUUGUUGGAUGCAGAUACAGAAGAGUUGUUAUAGUAGUAACACAGGCAGUUUUCUCCUUGGGUGCAAUGUUACUUCCUGGUUUUGCAUACAUGAUAAAAUCUUGGAAAGGAAUCCAAAUGGCCAUUACUGUCCCCAAUUUCGUCUUGCUGCUUUACUGCUGCCUAAUCCCUGAGUCUCCUCGGUGGUUGUUAUCCCGCAAGAGAAUCAAAGAAGCAUUGAAAGUUGCCCAGGAGAUGGCAGAACAGAAUGGAAAGUGUCUCCCGUCAACCUACAAAGAGAUGAUAAUAGGGGAGAGUGGCCCUGAAGAGGUGAAGAAUCCUUCCUUCCUGGACUUGUUCAGGACACCACAGAUGAGAAGACACGCACUAAUUUUAAUGUACUCCUGGUUCACAAGCAGCGUGGUGUACUUGGGGCUUAUCUUGCGCCUGGGGUUCCAGGGCAGUGAGAGUUACAGCGAUAUCUUCGUAGCCGGAGCGGUGGAACUGCCAGCAACCAUGCUCGGCCUUCUAGUUGUUCACCGUGUGGGCCGGCGCAGUCCCUUCGUGGCCUCCAGUGCUCUGGCCGGAGCCUUCUGUCUGAUAGCAGCAUGUAUUUCUGAAGAAAUGCACAGGCUCAAAACCGCUGUCACCACACUGGCCAGAUUCGGAAUAACGAUCUCACUCAGCAUACUCUUCCUAGUGACCAACGAGCUGCAUCCCACAUCCAUCAGGAAUUUCGGAGUUUCGGUGUGCCUGUCACUGGGUGACAUUGGUGGGAUUGCAGCACCUUUCAUGCUCUAUAGAUUAACGACUGUUUGGACGGAACUACCUCUGGUGAUUUUUGGUGCACUUGCUCUGGUAGCUGGUGGAUUAAUGAUGCUUUUGCCUGAGACGAGGGGAAUGAGGUUACCAGAAACUGUCAGCGAUGUGGAAAACAUGAUGAGGCUUUACAAACAUGACCAGGAUGACUGUAAAGAGAUGAUCAACCUUCGAACAUCAACCUAGGGAAGAGAAACAAAGCGUACCUGGGAAAGUGUCCUGGUGUAGAGUUUGUAAUCAGAGCUAAAAAAAACAAAAUAUUACUUAUCAAUCAAAAUAUAACCAGUUGUCUUCAUUCUGGUGGUCAAAGCUCAUGCAAAUAGAACAUUGAAUAAUAAGCAGGAUGUUUGACAUUUUGAUUACAAAAUUGUAUAUUGUGUAUGCGGAUUAUUCUAGUGAAAGUGAAAUCAAUUUUCCAAUCAUAAUAAAGUUUGAAUUGGAUGGUAGUGUUAGUUCCAGGGGUUUUAUUGUGUGGUUCUGACAGCUGGGGUGAUCCACAUUGUGGUGUUAUUUUACCUUGCAGUUCAGUCUGCAGUCAUACUGGGCUCUGUAACAUGGAACCUAGAAUAUAUGCAUGAGGCGUGGCUGUGUGGGGCUGGUUAAAAUACCAAGUCUCAACACAGGUAGUGUGGUCAGCCACAUUGUCUGAUAAGGUGCAUCAUUGGAACAUUACAGGAAUAGAUAACUCACCUGACAUGACAUAAUAAUAAGAAAAUUAACUUUAAUUAUGAACUCUAACAAUUCUACAGUAUAAGAAAAACUUGCUAUAAAAAACAAUAAUAACAGUGGUCUUAUGUUUUUGUAAAGAAAGUAAUGUGAUUCUAAAAUCAAAUAAUAUUCCAAAGCAAAUGAUAGGAAAAAAUGAAAACCCUGUAUCAAUUAAAGAUAUCAAAGUUAAAAAUCCUACUGGAAUGAAGAUAAACAUUUCGUACAUAUUAAAAUUAAAUGUGUUGCUAGCAAGAUAUUGCGCCAUUAUUUUGCUAUGUGUUUUUUUUUGUGGUAGAGUCCCCAUAUUGUUCCUACCAGUGUGACAGAGGGU
Molecule: messenger RNA, 2722 nt
Organism: Pristis pectinata (smalltooth sawfish)
Lineage: Eukaryota; Metazoa; Chordata; Chondrichthyes; Rhinopristiformes; Pristidae
Product: solute carrier family 22 member 3-like
Exons: 11
Coding region: 208-1869 (553 amino acids)
Biological process (GO): transmembrane transport
Cellular component (GO): membrane
Molecular function (GO): transmembrane transporter activity
Source: RefSeq, a predicted model, not a curated record